CUCUACCCUCAGGAACUUCAGGAGUCCUCUGGCAGAUGCUUCAGAAGAAAGGCAGACAGCUAGUGGCCAGAAUCUGAUCCUAAUUUGUCAUUUUUUUUCCCCUUGGGGUCAGUUUCACUAUUAAUUGUGUCCUCACAGCCAGCUUUAGAGAACUUCAAGGGUCCUUUGGUAUCUGAAAACUUACACAUGGAUGGAUGAUCUUCAACUCUUCAGAGAACCAAAUUCUUCCUUCCAUCUCAAAAAAGCUUUGGCUGUUGGAAACAUCUCAGUGAGACCUGCUUGAAAGAGACUCUCUUGUGGUCCACUUCCAAGCAUGGGGGUGAAGAACUUUGAAGCUUGGGAUUAUGUUGUGUUUGCAGGUCUCUUUGUCAUUUCCUCUGGAAUUGGCGUGUUCUUUGCCAUCAAGGAGAGAAAAAAGACAACAUCUCGGGAAUUCUUAGUGGGAGGAAGGCAAAUGAGCUUCGGCCCUGUAGCUUUGUCCCUGACAGCCAGCUUCAUGUCAGCUGUCACUGUCCUGGGGACUCCUGCUGAAGUCUACCGCUUUGGGGCAUCCUUCCUCCUUUUCCUCAUUUCAUAUGUAUUUGUGGUCUUUUUCACAUCUGAGCUCUUUCUUCCUGUGUUCUACAGAUCUGGCAUCACAAGCACCUAUGAGUACUUACAGCUCCGAUUCAACAAGCCAGUUCGCUAUGCGGCUACCAUUAUCUACAUCGUGCAGACGGUACUGUAUACUGGAGUCGUGGUCUACGCCCCUGCUCUGGCUCUCAACCAAGUGACUGGUUUUAAUCUGUGGGCCUCUGUGUUUGCAACAGGAAUCGUUUGCACAUUCUACUGUAGUUUGGGAGGUUUAAAAGCAGUGGUGUGGACAGAUGCAUUUCAGAUGGUUGUCAUGAUUGUGGGCUUCUUAACAGUCCUCAUCCAAGGAUCAAAUCAUGUUGGUGGGUUCAACAAUGUGUUAGAACAAACACGAAACGGAUCCCGGCUACACAUUGUUGACUUUGAUGUAGAUCCUCUCAGACGGCACACUUUUUGGACAAUUACAAUAGGAGGAACUUUUACUUGGCUCGGAAUCUAUGGAGUGAACCAAUCAACCAUCCAGAGAUGCAUCUCUUGCAAAACAGAAAAGCAUGCUAAGCUUGCCUUGUACUUUAACUUGUUGGGUCUCUGGAUAAUUCUGCUGUGUGCCAUCUUCUCUGGCUUGAUCAUGUACUCCUUCUUCAAGGAUUGUGACCCUUGGACUUCUAAUAUUAUUUCAGCACCAGACCAGCUGAUGCCAUAUUUUGUCAUGGAGAUUUUUGCAACUAUGCCAGGGCUGCCAGGACUUUUUGUGGCUUGUGCCUUUAGUGGAACUCUGAGCACAGUGGCUGCCAGCAUCAAUGCCUUAGCAACAGUGACCUUUGAGGAUUUUGUCAAGAGCUGUUUUCCACAUCUCUCCGACACGAUGAGUACCUGGAUCAGUAAAGGCUUAUGUCUCCUUUUCGGUAUUAUAUGUACCUCCAUGGCUGUGGUUGCAUCCCUCAUGGGGAGUGUUGUACAGGCUGCCCUCAGCAUCCAUGGCAUGUGUGGGGGACCGAUGCUAGGCUUAUUCACUUUGGGACUCGUGUUUCCUUUUGUAAACUGGAAGGGUGCUCUAGGAGGACUCCUUACUGGAAUCACGUUGUCAUUCUGGGUGGCCAUUGGAGCUUUCAUUUACCCUGCACCAGAAUCCAAGACAUUACCUUUACCUCUAUCAACAGACCACUGUGUCAAACGAAAUACCACAACAACAUUAGCCCCACAGAUUUCCAGCAGACCCAUGCUAGCUGACACCUGGUACUCACUCUCCUACCUUUACUUCAGCGCUGUGGGCUGCCUGGGGUGUAUAGCUGCUGGAAUCAUCAUCAGCUUCCUCACAGGCAAGCAAAGAGGCAAAGACAUUGACCCACUUUUAAUAAGACCAGUUUGCAAUUUAUUUUGCUUUUGGUCUAAGAAAUACAAAACUCUAUGCUGGUGUGGAGUUCAGCAUGACCGGGAAACAGAGCAGGAUUACCUUGACAGUGGCAGUGCCUGGAAAGAAGGUGUUGAAUCUGGCCUACAGAAUGGACUCAAGCAAGACACCUUGGCUCAGAUUCCAGGCUACAACCCCAAAGACAAAAGCUACAGCAACAGUGUGCCAGAGAAGACCACUUAUUUCUAGGACAAUACAUGUGACAGAUCAUAUCUUUACACACAUGCAUGCAUGUACUUCAUAUCACUUCUUGUUGUAGCCUUAUGUACAGAUUCUUGUCAUAAAAGAGGGAUGUCCAAUACCUAUUUAUACUUAUUUAUAGAAGUGAUAUGAUUCAGAAUGUUCUUUGGGAAGAUGAAAAUUCAGGUGAGAAAAAUCAGCUAAGCCCUGAAGUGCUUAAUGCCUCAUGACUCAACAGGACUGAGUUUGAUCGUGAUGAAAGGAGUUAAAGUUUCUUUGGUUCUUGUUGAUUAGAACUCUGGGUUUAUUGUCUACUUAUUUGUAGGCUUUUGUUUUGGUGCUGAGAAUUAAGCACAGGUCCUUGCUCUUACAAAAUAUCUGCCUGACCACUUACCCUUGUCUACCUUUUAAAGUUUUAACCAUCAGAAUUUCAUGGUAAAUUAGAGGACAAACAUAAAUGGGAAUCUGCAUAUUCAAUGCUGCUCUGACAAGGCUGAUAAAAUAGGAAUGACAUCAUCUCCAACCUCACAUCUCACAUGUAUAUAGACACGUAGACCGAACUGUGACCACCUUGUGGCCACAGCUAGAACACUUUACUUCUCUGAGUAUCCUCACACUGCCUCUGUUGUACAUUCCAUUAGUCAUUUCUGCUGAGCUAUUAUGACCACACUUUAAGAGCAAUUGUACUUAAGUACAAGGGAAGAAAAAUCAGUCUUCACAGUGGGAGCCAUCAUAUAUAAAUAUACUAUUCACUUUGUAUUGUUGAAGCAGUGUUUCUUAAUUUUUGUCAUUUAAAAAUGAUAAAUUGGAGCUAGAAAGAUGGCUCAGCAGUUAGGAGAACUUGCGACUCAUUCCAAGGACCUGUGUUCAAUUCCUAGCACCUGAGUUGAAUAGCUUAUAACUGCCCAUAAUUGUAGCUCUCAAGGUAAUCUGAUACUUUUUUGUGACCUUCAUUGACAUUCACAUUCAUGUGCACAUACUUGCACAUAGAUGCAUAUACAUACACAUAAUAAAUAAUUAAAAGUUUUAAGUGGAAAAAAGUCUAUGCUUAUCCAGAAGUUAAGAAUCUAAUGUACAAAGUUUAAUAAAGGGGAAAUCGGGAAGUCAUGCUUUAUUGAAAGCUGUGAGGUCAGACAGUAUAUUUUAAAUGAACCCUGAAAGAAUAUACCAUUUACAGCAGAGAUCAUUUGCCAUAGAGUCUUACAAAUUAUCCAAAGAACUCAUCCAGAUCACAUGUGCAAGCUUAAGUCACACCCUCAGAUGCAUGCACUAUAUUAGUAUUAGUCUGGAAAAUAACUUCAAAGUUCUGGAGCAGAACUAAUCCAAACUGAACAAAUAUGCCUUCAUGUGGAAGCAGAAGGAAAUUUGAAAAAAGAAACAUAUUAUACAGGUCUGGGAACUGUACUAAUCAUGUGGUGAAGUGGAAGAAAACUACAAAGUAUACAGUCAAUAGGCUCAGCAAGUACCAACAUCUUCUCUUCCAUUCCUUACUCUCAAAAUGGCAGCUCAGAAUGGUGUUACAGGGCCACGUUUAGUGUAAAUGGAUUAAAUAUGGGUCUGUUUGCCAUAGAGUGUCCAGAGAAUUCUCAAUACAUUUUUGUGUGAAUGGUGAGUUUCUAGACGUGGAAACUAGCCUUUGUGCCUUUUGUGCAAAAUUGCAGACUCUGGUGAGGAUAAGAAUGUCUAUUUCACUAAACUCAUUUAGAUGAUUGACAUUUGUCAUUAUUUAGACCAAAAAAGUAUAGUUUCUUGGUUGACAGAAGGUGUCUGAAUCAAAUGGCUUAGACUCAAACUUGAGUUCUGACACAAAUUAUCUGGUUGCUUAAAGGAAAGACUUUCAAAAGUAUUAGUUUAUUUUCCAAUUAAAAGGAAUAAACACUAUUUUUUUUAUAAACACUAUUUUUAUUUAAUGGAAUUAUUGUGAGAACUUAACCCAGUGACUGGCCAAUUGCUAUUGUGUAGUGUAUGAAAAAAUGGUGUUCAUUUUGACUGAAAUUUUUUCACCAUUUCUCUUUGAUGGUAUUGACUUAAAACAUGGUUUACUAGGGUGCUGUGAAAAAAAAGAGAGAACUGAUGAGAUAAAUAUAGUUGCAAGACAAAAACAAUGUCCCGAAUUUCCACACACUGGAUUUUAUGUUAGAGUAUCCAUAAAACAUCAUUAAAAGGUCCUACAUUUCCCAAAAUAGGAUGGAUCUUAUCAUACCCAUACGUUCACGACUGGAAACAGCAUGCUCUGUUGUGGUUAAGUUCAGAUUUGUUUUCAGAAUAUUUUAGAAAAAAAUCAGAAUUUGUUUAGUGCCCUUUUGUAUAUUUACAGAUUCCACGUACUUCAAAAUCAAUUAUAGCUUUCGAUUGAUAGAAAAUUCACUGCUGGAUUAUUUCUAUUUAUAGUUCUUGGAAAGAUUAAAUGCUACAGUUUCAAACUCCCGAGGAAGUCAGUAAAGAUUUGCAAACAUGUAAAUGACAAACA
Molecule: messenger RNA, 4634 nt
Organism: Mus pahari (shrew mouse)
Lineage: Eukaryota; Metazoa; Chordata; Mammalia; Rodentia; Muridae
Gene: Slc5a12
Product: solute carrier family 5 member 12
Exons: 15
Coding region: 314-2173 (619 amino acids)
Biological process (GO): transmembrane transport; sodium ion transport
Cellular component (GO): membrane
Molecular function (GO): symporter activity; lactate transmembrane transporter activity
Source: RefSeq, a predicted model, not a curated record